AUGUCGACCGACCAGCCAACAGCGCAUCCCAUCGAUCCCGUCGACGUGGCAGCUAAGAAGACACCACCUCGAGGGCGAAAACGACCACUACGGACCUACAGUCGACGAUCAAUCCAGACGAAGGCGCAAGAACAAGAGGAGGCAUUGUCGCAAGGGGACGGGUUUGCCGGUGUCAGCACUCCGGGUCUGGAACGAACAGAGACGCCGGUCCAGCUCCCAGCCCUGCCCGCGCACCGACAUACGGAACAAGCGGGGCCAGCGGAGCAGUCAAGUCGCGAAUCGAUCCUGGCAUACUUCAAGCCUCUGCCGCCAAGUUCUAACGCACCUUCUGGCGUUGCAUCUUCUGACCCUGCCGAACCCCUGUCGACACCACCGACAUCUCCAUCGUCCUCCCGGGUAAAGAAACGAAGACGGCUCACUACAAGGCCCCAAUUCGGGGAGUUCGAACAGCAUAUCAGGUCUGAUGCUGGAGAGACGGUCGAUUGUCGCGAUGGCGAUGGCGAUGGCAAAGGGGAUGGCGACCCCCCCGGGAAAGCAGCACUUGGCAAACAAUCCCGCUGCUCCCUUGCUGAAAGUACAAUUAUUGUUGGGGGUGCGAACUAUGACACACUGCGACCAGCUUUGAGCGAAGUAGCAGGAAACGCCUUGUGCCACCAAGACGAACCACCAAGCUCUGUGGCGGAGGGAGGGUCGAGGAUUAAGAAACGGCUCGAAAAACGACCUGCAAAGGACUUGACGCAAACGACAUUGAGUCUUUCUGUUCAUAAAGAGCCGGGUUUCACCAUGUGCAGUGUCUGCGACAUUCUGUAUAACCCCUUGAACGAAAAAGACAGGAAAGAGCACAACCGCUUGCGCUCUGGAAUAGCCCGCCCUAUAAGCCGAUUCCAAAUUAUGUUGACCUUGAAAUCGAACUCGGUUCAAUACACUCGAUUGUUGUCAACCUCUUUGGACAUUCGGGCUUUCAGCAAUUAUCCCACUCAGCAAUUAUCCCACAUCGAGUCGGCACUCUACCUGUCAAGCAAGAUGGUACACCAACACGGCGACCAUGCCGAGAUCCCGGACAAGGAUCGAGUCAAUAGACCCGGGGCGUGGCUGCCCGCCGACAAUCGUGUUCACCGUGAGUGGUUGGAUCGGACAAUUGACCACAUCGAUCAGCAUGGAGAGAAGGAGCUCAUCCCCGUGCUGCGCGAGUUCAAACAAUUGAUCGAGGAGAACCCCCGUAUCUACAUGUACUUCACCGAGAUGUGGGAUGAGAUCCCAAACAAGGCGCCUUAUCAGAACGACCCUACGGGAGAAUCUCAGAUCCGGGAUUACCGCCACAUGCUGCAAGUCCUGAAUCAUGUGUUCGGGAGGGCCCCUGAGUGGACGGAUGCGGCUGCCAGCGUAGGCAUGGUCGGGGUGCCCAUGGCCGCCAUCUUCGACUAUGCCAUGGGUACCCCGAGCGGUCACGCCGCCUUCUUGGACCCUGAUGUAAAUCGCAUGUUGAAGAAGAUCCUCAACGAAUGGGGCAAGUACCUGAAGUCUCCCGAGUCUGCAGAAGUACUUCGCGAUCACCAAGCCGGUUGGUUUGGCGAGGUGGGUUACAAGGACCUCAUGCAGGUAGCCAACGGACCAAAUGGGCCCCUACCCACACGCUGCCGCGUUGCUGACAGGGAGCCCUCAGAUUUCUUCACCCGCAAGGUCCAGGAAUCGGCACGGCCGGUGGCCGCCCCCGACGACGAUAACAUCAUCGCGAACCCGUGCGAGUCCAAGGUGUUCAACGUGACGCGCAACGCCAAGCUGCGCGACAAGUUCUGGGUCAAAGGCCAACCAUACUCGGUGAUCGACAUGCUGGGCAACGACCCGCUGUCUACACAGUUUGCGGGCGCGACCGUGUACCAGGCGUUCCUGUCGGCGCUGUCGUACCACCGGUGGCACGCGCCCGUGUCGGGCACGGUCAAGCGCUGCUUUGUGCGCGACGGUACCUACUUCAGCGAGCCGCUGUUCGAGUCGUCGGCCGAGGGCGGCGACAUCGAUAGGGGCGGCAUCACCGUCGCCCAGGGCUACCUCUCUGCCCUGGCCACCCGCGCGAUCAUCUUCUUCGAGGCCGACAACCCGGCACUCGGCCUGGUGGCGUUUAUCGGGAUCGGCAUGGACGAGGUCAGCACAUGUGAGAUCACGGUGCGCGAGGGGCAGCGCGUCAAGAAGGGCGACGAGAUUGGCAUGUUCCACUUUGGCGGCUCGUCCUUCUGCCUACUGUUUCGUGAAGGGGUCCCCCUGGGCGGGUUUCCUGAGGUCGGGAGGAAGGAUAACGUGCCGGUGCGAGGUCCGCUCGCGGUUGUCGGGUCCUCGUGA
Messenger RNA from Chaetomium globosum CBS 148.51, 2334 nucleotides. RefSeq lists its product as uncharacterized. Gene Ontology annotation, molecular function: phosphatidylserine decarboxylase activity. Gene Ontology annotation, cellular component: mitochondrion. The transcript has 6 exons. The record is from RefSeq and is a predicted model, not a curated record. NCBI's taxonomy places the organism in Eukaryota, Fungi, Ascomycota, Sordariomycetes, Sordariales, Chaetomiaceae. Bases 1 to 2334 code for a protein of 777 amino acids. Gene Ontology annotation, biological process: phosphatidylethanolamine biosynthetic process.